Arabis nemorensis is the source of this 339-nucleotide messenger RNA. NCBI's taxonomy places the organism in Eukaryota, Viridiplantae, Streptophyta, Magnoliopsida, Brassicales, Brassicaceae. The record is from the annotation of a GenBank genome assembly.
AUGUGGUCGUGGCUUCAUAGGUCAGAUGGUGGAUUUGGAGGUUUAUUCGUCCGGAUUGUUCGAUUUGUCGAGUUUGCUGGCGUUCGUGCUUUGUCCCCAAAUCUGGUUCCUUCUGGAUCGAGAUUGGCUAAGCAUCUCGUCUCAGAUAUGUUGCUAUCGUUCCCUCUCUUGAGGCUUAGUUUCUCUUUGAUAGAGCUUUUGGCUAGGGUUUCUAUCCCUCUUAGAAUGCCUUUUGUUCAAUCGGUUCUAGACUCGGUGCAAGAUAACCAGCGUGUCGUCAGAGAAGGUCGUCUUCAUUUCUAUGUUGUUGCGGUUAUGGCAUUUGAUAUCUCUUUGUGA